GGAACGGAGCUUCUUCCGCAGCGGCAGUCCGUCGCCCGAGCACCAGCGCCAUGAACGGGAUGCGGGGGCCCUUCCGGCCGCUCUUCUGGGCCGCCGCCGCCUGCCUGGCCGCGCUAUGCGUGCUGAGCGCGGCCGAAAUCUCAGCGCCUACGGCCAACUUCAGCGAGUCCUCAUCAGUGCCGCCCAGUCAGGAACCCACGACGAAGGCCACUCCCGCGCCCACGACGAAGGCCACUCCCGCGCCCACGACGAAGGCCACUCCCACGCCCACGACGAAGACCACUCCCGAGCCCACCCCGAAGCCCACCCCAACCCAAGCUCCGGCACCAGAAAGCUGUAAAGAAUACACUAACUGCAGUUCCUGUGUUGAGAGUAAAAAUGCCACCUGCUUUUGGACAGUUUGUAAUGGUUCUGGCUAUUGUUCAGAAAAUGCAGCAACUCCAAAUUGCACUGUUGUUAAUAGUUCAAGUAACUGUAUAGUGGGACCUACUACCAGUCCACCUCCAACUAAUUCUACAGCGAAACCUUCACCUGCAGCCUCAACCAUCCCAGCUGUCACCACAGUUGUCACAUCAGGUGCAUCAAAUGUAACUGUGACUCCCACCCCUUCUACGAGAAAAUCUACUUUUGAUGCAGCUAGUUUCAUUGGAGGAAUUGUUCUCGUGCUGAGUGUGCAGGCUGUAGUUUUCUUUCUCUUUAAAUUUUGCAAGUCCAAAGAACGAAACUACCAUACUCUUUAAGACACAUUAUAACAUGGACUAGUAGUUUAAUGUGUAGUUUAUUGAAACCAAAAUAUUACCUUUUGAGAUGUCCUACAUGGAAGACAGUGUUUCAAAAUCUUUAAAUCUCCAAAGGAUGCAUAUAGGAUAUUUUGGAGCAUCUUCCUUGAAGAAAAAGCAAUUCAAUCACUUGUACUCAGCAGGAAUACUUAAAAUAUUCUGCAUGAAUCCUUGUGGCUAGCUGUCUUUUAUUUUAAGUGGCUGCUGCUGUGGGGUUUUUUUUUUCCCUCUUACCAUGACAUGCCUAAUAUAGUUUUUUUUUUUUUAAAUUUGGUGGACUCGCUGUUCUGAGCUGACAGUUUCAUAACUGCCAGCAGUUUAAGUUGAGUCAUUUUAAAGCCUAAAAGCUGCAUUAUUCCCAUUUUCACUCAGGAUGUAAAUUCAUAGACUAAAUUGUGAGAAUGUGCCAAAUGAUCAGUUGGUGGAUUUUUGACUGUUGGUCCAAAAGUGGAAUUAAUUUGUGGGAAAACAAUACUCUUACUGUAUAUCCUUGAAGUGGAAUUUAGUGCUUGACAAACCUGUAUUUUUUUUUUCUACAUUAGAAAUAAGAUGCCAUACAGGAAGUUACAUUCCAGAUUUAAUGCAAAGGGUACAAACCAUAAAUAUGUAGCAGGUUAUUGUCCAUUCUUUAAAAGCACCUUAUCAUUGGGAAAACAAAGAACAGUGCCUUAAAUUAAAGACAAGACAGAACAAGGUAGACUGUAACUUUAAAUGUUUAUGUGAUUUGACAUUUUUCAUUAAGAAAGGUAACAUGGGCUUAACUUUCUGAUCAGCAUCAACAUGCACUCAAAUUUGGUAGAAACUCAGCAACAUGUUAUUAUGUAAUUUAAAAGUCUCAGCUACUUAAUUUUGAAACUAAAGAAUGUUAUAGGAAGUUGAAAGCAUUCAUAAGUUAAAUUCUUCAAUAUUUUUGUGUGUAUCUGCUAAAAUAUUUUUAUGAGGUUUUAUUUUUAAAGGUACAGGAUAAUUUUAGGGAAAAUAUUAGGCAUAUCUUGCUUUACAUUUAUUUUCUAAAAGUUCUUUGUAUGUAGCUGUAGUACCUUUAAGCAUUCCAAUUAAGCUUUUGUAGAAAUUUUUAAUUUGCUAUAAGGCAAGGAGGAAACAAGUACUAGUUUGAGAAUCAUUCACAAGUUCAUUCCUUAUUAAAAAGAGACAAUCAGAGUUUUCAGACAGUAGAUAUGACUGGUGAAAUUUCAAGAAAUGACAGUUAUUUUUGUGUGUUAGAGCAGAUUCCUAUAGGUCUUAGAAUUGUUUCAUGGUGAUUCCCCUUAAGAUGAUUUUUUUAAAUCCCUGUACCUAUAAGGGAACACAUGCUUGGAAUACAUCUUUCAUCUAAUACUAAUUUUUCCAAUCUCAGAACAACUUAGCAUUUUUAAUAAAGGUUUUUCUUACAGUCUUUUUUCUCCAUCAAUAUUCAAUUGGAUUUGGCUAAUAAGAGGCUUAAAAAUAGGUUGUUUUUUGUUUUUGUUUUUUUCUAGUUCAUUGUUAUAUCUGUCAUUUGGUACUUGGUGGCUUGUUUCUAGCACUACUGCAGCAGCAGAUGGCAUUGCAUUGAUUUAUUUUUUGGUGGGGGUGGCAGAACAGCUGAAAACCCUUGCUCCAAUAAAUUGAAUUACAUUAAAGGUUUCUAAAAUGAA
Vombatus ursinus (common wombat) is the source of this 2416-nucleotide messenger RNA. It is a transcript of the gene CD164, whose product is annotated as CD164 molecule. The record is from RefSeq and is a predicted model, not a curated record. Gene Ontology annotation, cellular component: endosome; lysosome. The coding region runs from base 51 to 740 and encodes 229 amino acids. The transcript has 6 exons. NCBI's taxonomy places the organism in Eukaryota, Metazoa, Chordata, Mammalia, Diprotodontia, Vombatidae.